AUGACGAUGCCUGAGUUUUCUCAGUGGCCUGGGUACUCUGAUCCAACUUUCAUAAUGCUCGAUAUAAGAGAAUACUGUAAGAGCUUCUCUACGCUAAAGGUCAUGGGUUGCUACACUGAACACUUUGCAGCAACUGCUCUACUUGUGUUUCGUGGGUUGAAGGUCUUAAGCUUGCGGUGUUGCAAGACAACCUUUCAAGCUAUUUUGUCCAUAGUAGGUAUGAGACAUCUUGAGGAACUAGAAAGUCCUAUUCAUGAUAAGAAGAUUUCAGACAUGAAUUCUCUUGUACAAAUAUUGGAGCUUCCUUUAAAGAAUCAUAGAGCGCUUCUAAUUGUGGCUGACGAUCUAGAAAGUGAUGCUCUAGCCAUGUUGCUACUGAAUAAGCAUUGUGCUGGUAUCAAGGUACAUUCCGCUCUUGUUUUUGGUGAAAAUAGAAGAGCAAAUUUGGAGGAUCUUGCCAUACUUACAGGAGGCGAGGAUAUCACUGAAGAUGGUGACAUGAAUCUUGAGACAGUCAAAGUGGAAAUGCUUAGUACCGUUAAAAAGGUAACUGUCUCUCUUGAUGAUGCUAUUAUUCUACAUGGUGGUGCUGACAAGAAGCUACUUGAAGAAAGGUUUGAACAUCUUACAUCAACUAUGGAGAAAAGCACGACAAUGUUUGACAAAGAAAAAGCACAAGAAUGGUUAUCAAAACUUUCUGGAGGUGUUGCUGUCCUUGGAAUUGGUGGAGCAAGUGAAGCUGAAGUUAGUGAGAAGAAAGACAGGGUUACAGAUGCUCUAAAUGCUGCAAGAGCAGCUGUCGAAGAGGGAAUUUUGCCGGGUGGUGGAGUUUCCCUCUUGUAUGCCACAAAGGAGCUUGAUAAGAUUCAAACCUCCAAUAGUGAUGAGAAUAUAGGAGUUCAGAUCAUUAAGAAUGCCCUAAAGGCACCUACUUUAACUAUUGCCGGGAAUGCUGGUGUCGAUGGUGCAGUAGUUGUUGGCAAACUGCUUGAACAAGAGAAUCUUAAUUUGGGCUACGAUGCUGCUAAAGGAGAGUACGUUGACAUGGUAGAGGCUGGAAUAAUCGAUCCCUUGAAAGUUGUUAGAACUGCUUUGGUAGAUGCUGCCAGUGUUUCUGUCUUGUUGACAACCACUGAAGCAGCAGUGAGUUUUGUUUCGGUUGUAUUUGGCCCAUCCAUUUGCCGUUAUCAACUCACUGCCGUUGCAUCGAGUGUCAAGAAACCACGAGUUUCUGUUGCGUUGUGA
Molecule: messenger RNA, 1245 nt
Organism: Musa acuminata AAA Group (dessert banana)
Lineage: Eukaryota; Viridiplantae; Streptophyta; Magnoliopsida; Zingiberales; Musaceae
Product: chaperonin CPN60-like 2, mitochondrial
Exons: 12
Coding region: 1-1245 (414 amino acids)
Biological process (GO): protein refolding
Cellular component (GO): mitochondrion; cytosol
Molecular function (GO): ATP binding; ATP-dependent protein folding chaperone
Source: RefSeq, a predicted model, not a curated record